AUGCUCCCCGCAAGGAUAGACACCCAUGCUCAUGUGCUUCCACCGGCUUGGAGGGAAGAAUGCAGCCGACAGGGUUAUUCCGUGCCGGUCUGGACCGCAGAAGAUCAUAUCCGAUUGAUGGACGAACUGAACAUCUCGAGAUCCAUCCUCAGCAUCACGGCACCAGGCACGCAUAUUACGCCUGGGGACGAUGCACAUGCUCGCAAGAUCACUAGAGAAGCCAAUGAAUAUGUGGCAUCCGUGGUCCAAGCCCAUCCGUCGCGGUUCGGAUUCUUUGCCUCGCUGCCACUCCCGGACGCCGACGGAUCGUUGGAAGAGAUCGAAUACGUCUCGCAGAAUCUCCAUCCCGUGGGCUUCUGUCUGGUGGCCAACAACCACGGCAUAUAUCUGGGGGAUUCGAAGUUCGAUCGUGUCUUCGACAAGCUGAAUGCAAUCUCCGCCAAGGUCUUCAUCCACCCGACGAACUGCCGGGUAUCUCACACCAACGGGGAGUUCCACAAGCAUGGCGAGUCUGAGUUGAUCCCGCGUCUUCCUGGCGCCGUGCUCGAGUACUUUUUCGAGACGGCACGCGCGGUGACGAACCUACUGCUCUCGGGCACGGUGACCCGAUGUCCAAAUACCACCUUCAUUAUCCCACACUGCGGCUCAGUCUUGCCGUCCAUCCUAGAGCGGGUAACUGGCUUCUCCACGCAAUGCCUGGGACUGCAGGGUAUCCCCACCUCGGACGCAGUCAUAGACUUGUUCCACAAGCAAUUCUAUUUUGACCUCGCGGGCUAUGUGCUGCCCGAUCAGCUUCCAGCAAUGCUUCGACUUACUUCCGCCGAUAAAUUGCUCUAUGGUAGUGACCUCCCAUUUCCUCCCGUCUCCGUGGUGAGAACACUGGCAGAGAGCCUAGAUGAAUAUUUGAAAGAGAACGUGGAAGAAAAGGUCAUUGCCCAAAUCUAUAAUGGGAAUGCGGCCAAUCUGUUUGGAGAACAGGCUCAGGCUUCCAGAUCCGUCUAG
Messenger RNA from Capronia epimyces CBS 606.96, 1002 nucleotides. RefSeq lists its product as uncharacterized. The record is from RefSeq and is a predicted model, not a curated record. Gene Ontology annotation, molecular function: carboxy-lyase activity; hydrolase activity. NCBI's taxonomy places the organism in Eukaryota, Fungi, Ascomycota, Eurotiomycetes, Chaetothyriales, Herpotrichiellaceae. Gene Ontology annotation, cellular component: cytosol; cytoplasm. The transcript has 2 exons. The coding region runs from base 1 to 1002 and encodes 333 amino acids. Gene Ontology annotation, biological process: secondary metabolic process.